AUCCAGCUUAGCAGCGCGGGAGGCAAGUUUGGUGCUAAUUAAGAAGCUUGCUUUCUAGGGAAGAUACGACGGGGCUCUGCUCUGAUGCCACCUGGAUAAUUAAGGGAUUUAGCUGGAUUCUGCGAAUUACAAUAACGAGGCCCCGCCAAGGGUGGCUCAUGCAAGCUCCUCCUGGAGGUGAGGUCCUGUGGUCCUGAAGGCGGCCUGGCAGCUGGUGUCCUGGGUUUUGACGAGAUCACAAUGGGUCCGGUUGGUUUACACAACCUUGGGCAGACCUGCUGCCUGAACUCCCUGAUUCAGGUGUUGGCUAUGAACGUGGAAUUCACCAAGAUAUUGAAGAGGAUAACAGUGCCCAGGGGAGCUGAGGCGCAGAAGAGAAGUGUCCCCUUCCAGCUGCUCCUGCUGCUGGAAAAGAUGCAGGAUUGCCGGCAGAAAGCAGUGCAGCCCAUGCAGCUGGCCUACUGUCUCCAGAAGUACAAAGUGCCCUUGUUUGUCCAGCAUGAUGCUGCCCAGCUCUACCUCACAGUGUGGAACCUGAUUAAGGACCAGAUCACGGAUGUGGACUUGGUGGCGAGGCUGCAGGCCCUCUACACCAUCCGCGUGAAGGAGUCCUUCGUUUGCCUAGAGUGCUCCGUGGAGAGUUGCAGGGACAGCAGCAUGCUGACCCUCCCCCUUUCUCUUUUUGACCUGGACUUGAAGCCCCUGAAGACACUGGAGGACUCCCUUCUCUGUUUCUUCCAGCCCAGGGAGUUGUCCAGCAAAGACAAGUGCUUCUGUGAGAGCUGUGGGAGGAAGACCUGCUGGAAGCAGGUCCUGAAGCUGACCCACCUCCCCCAGACCUUGACCAUUCACCUCAUGCGGUUCUGCCUCAGAAAUCUGCAAACACAGAAAAUCUGCCACUCACUGCAUUUCCCCCAGAGCUUGGACCUAAAGAAGCAUCUCGAGACGGAGGAGGACCCCUGCGCUGCCGAGGAGCCGCGUGGGGGGCAGUACGAACUCUUCGCUGUGAUUGCACACACGGGGACAGCUGACUUCGGUCACUACUGUGCCUACGUCCGGAACCGUGUGGAUGGACAGUGGUUCUGCUUCAACGACUCCAAUGUUUCUUGGGUGUCCUGGGAAGAUGUCCAGUGUACCUAUGGGAGCCACAGCUACCGCUGGAGGGAAACUGCGUAUCUUCUGGUGUACAUGAGGACUGAGUCCUAGUGGGUGUACCCUAAAUCUUCCAAGACCUACAGAAUCGUUUUCUUUUUCUGUUCCUGGAUCUGCAGACUCUUUUAAGAGAUUCUGCAGUGAGAAAAGGCACCAUUCUCAAAGUGUUAAAUUAAACUUUAUUUAUAAUCAGUGGUGGUUAUCAAAACGUUGACCAGAGACACUGUGCAGGUCUGGACCAGUCAGAAUGGGUACUGAUGCCUGCAGACCCUGGCCAUGUGGCUGGGUUGGUACCAAGCAGUGCUCCUUCCGUGGGGUCCAGGGGCUCCCAGGGAAGAGAACCAGGCCGGCAGUGGGAGUGGGAGGCAGUGGGGUGGCGAGGGGCAGGGUAGGGAAGUUUUCCAAUAUUUUACAGCUACUAUGACUGUACUGGUAUGUACUGGCUGUGUAUCAUUUCUGUUUAUUAAAAUUUUUGAACCUGUAUCAAUUACAUGAAACUUAAGUGCUUUGCAGUUGUGACUCACUUAUUUAACAGAUAUGUGUUGAUCACCUGCUCUCCAUGAGGUGGUGUAUGCCAGACACAAUCAUGAAUAAAGUUUCUCUCAAAAGGA
Messenger RNA from Vicugna pacos (alpaca), 1763 nucleotides. It is a transcript of the gene USP18, whose product is annotated as ubiquitin specific peptidase 18. NCBI's taxonomy places the organism in Eukaryota, Metazoa, Chordata, Mammalia, Artiodactyla, Camelidae. Gene Ontology annotation, cellular component: nucleus; cytosol. Gene Ontology annotation, biological process: protein deubiquitination. Gene Ontology annotation, molecular function: cysteine-type deubiquitinase activity. The record is from RefSeq and is a predicted model, not a curated record.